Molecule: messenger RNA, 1638 nt
Organism: Hyaloperonospora brassicae
Lineage: Eukaryota; Oomycota; Peronosporomycetes; Peronosporales; Peronosporaceae
Source: the annotation of a GenBank genome assembly
AUGUCCGACACCAUAGCGCUGUACAGACGCAUCUUGUCACUACUGACGCCCCAAGAACUCCACCGCGGCUCAAAUUGCGUUCUCUGUGACGAGCUCUCAGCUUUGCAAUGCUCAGUGGAUACCGUCAUGGCGACAUUCAUCAAGGUGGGCGAAGUGCGCGACGCGGUGAACCAACUGAAUCAAGGCAAACCGUCCACGGGUUACGACGCGAGUCUCAUGGAUACAAUGGACAGGACCAUACGCCUGCAAAAGGAGUUAGGGAUUCGAUUGGAGAAAGUAGCAGCUGGGAUGAAAGUGAUGGAAGUGUUGUCAUCGAAAGAAGACGAAGACGAGGAAGAGGGAUCAAACCGAAACGAGAGUCGAGAUACACGGAAGCGGAAGGCGGUCGAUACGAUUGAUGAUAAUGGAACGACAGAAAUCAAGGAAGAAGUAUCCGCACCAGAAGACGAAGAGACAACACGCAAGAAAAAGAAGAAGCGCGCGGACUCUCACGAGAACGACAAAAUCCAGAAUGGAGCCGAGGCAAAAAGGUCGGCAGAUGCAAAGAAGCAAAGCAAAGAUUUCUCUCUUGCCCAUGAUGCCCUCAAUGCAAUAUUGAAGGUAAAGACGGUCAACAAGAGAAUGCACAUGAAAUCGGAGAGUAAAUGGGCACUCGCCCUGUCCUCCACCAAGCGUGUACUCGAACAUCAGUCUAUCCGAGAUACUCACGAUACAGAUAAAGAAGCGGCCGCUGAGGCUGCUCGCGCUCUAGAGGCCGCAGCCGAAGUAUACAAGAAGCUGGAGUGGACCACCGAAGGCGCAACGGAGGCACGAUCUGCACUUGCGGUGCUGACUGAUGCGUGUAUAAAGAAUAAGAUGCUCACGGUCGUUUUUCACCGAGCCCGGGCUCAACUAGAGAGUGUGAUUUCGAGUAUCCCAGCUUACCUGACACAAGCGCCUUACGAUACAGAGUCUACAAUUGCGCAUAUCCCACCGGAACGUUGGCUCAAAGAAUAUUACAAGCUUGUCAAUAGUGUGCGCGCGCGGUCACCGCAAGCAAAGGCCAAGCAAGUCAUUGAAGCUCUGAUUGCAAUCCAAAAAGUGAUGGCAGGUGACGAUACAGGUGCGCGCCAAGUCGACGUGCAGCAAUCUGCCGGCUGUGUGCGUCGCUGGAUCACCGACGUUCCGUUUCAGAGUGACCUGGCCAGGGAGUAUGUCAACUUUGCAAACAGCAUCACUGCUUAUAGUAUGAAGUUGUCGGGAGAGCAGACACAAGCGGAAUGUCAAAGACUUGGUACAGACAUACUCGCGCUACUGAAUGAGAAAACUGAAUCAUCGAAAUUGACAACGAACGCUCGCGCGCAACCGAGGAUCUCAGGAACGAUGGAAAAAAUGCAAGGACGACUACUAUCCGCAAUGAGUCGAGUCAAAAGUUGGCAGGGCGGAUAUUUCUCCAUGAGCCAGCUUGAUGGAGUGAUUCGUUUGAUCAGCGAUGUAGUCUCAUACAAGGUAAGGGAGUGGAAUUCUUAUACGGAACAACUUCUGCGCAAGUGCUUAAAGGACGUAACGAGCUCCAUCAGGACGAUCCAGCCGACUAGGGACCGCGAAAGAUAUUUGAAAAAGAUAACUAAGUGGGAGACUAUGCUGGAUACGCCGUAG